Messenger RNA from Striga asiatica, 1488 nucleotides. Lineage: Eukaryota; Viridiplantae; Streptophyta; Magnoliopsida; Lamiales; Orobanchaceae. The record is from the annotation of a GenBank genome assembly.
AUGAACCCUAACACUCUAAUCCCCGACACCAAUCCGACCGUUUCUCUAGCCACCAGCACCUCGCCGGCGUUAUUUCAGGCCGCCACCGUCGUCAUCUCCGACCCGCAACAGCGACCCACAACACGGCCCGCUUUGCCCGUCGCCCCUCCUUCGAAAUUGGACCUCACGGCUUCAACACACACUCAAGCUAAUCUUUUGGAGUCCGAGAACUACAAUUCCAAUAUGGUGAAAACAAGAAAUGCGGGUCCUUCCAUGAGCAAGGAUAAAGGGACGGCCAUCACCGUCGCUCCACCCGAGUCAUCGAACCACUCGAAUUCCGAUUCGGAGGACGAGACCACUCCGUUAGCUCGAACCCAUGGCAUUCCAUUUCUGGUUUUUAACGACUCAGAGGUGGCCGCGUACAAGCGACUUGCCGCCCACACUAUGCCUAAUCCCCGAGCUAUCGAGUGGGCGACGAUGAAAGCUCUUCAUAUCGACGAACGAGUUCGGAGUUAUUUGAAAGUACUUAACUUGGAGAAGUACGCGACCCGUGAUAAUUUCACUGCCUUCCGGACACUCACUUUGGAAUGUUUUAGCACUAUUGAGAUGCACGAUAACGGCAACUACCUCACUUGUCGCUUAGACGGGAAGGAGGUAAAAAUUACGGAUAAAGUUCUCUGUGAUAUUUAUGGUUUGAAAACAACGGGUGCUCGCAAGAAACCGGGAGAUUUCCAGACUGACAGACAUUGGGCCUCCUUUUCACCAUGCAAGACUUUCCAUAAAAUCGGGCCAUCAGCGGGGCUAAUCAAGGAGCUUCCCAUUGCGGUAGUGCAUAAGUUCCUCCCCUACCACAUUUUCGAAAAAAAAGAGGCUAACAAGGUAAGUGAACAGGAGGUGUUCGUUCUGUGGGCUAUGUGUGAAAAGAAACCGAUAUGCCUUCUCAAUUUCCUCAAGCGUCGACAUACGCCGAAAAACACUGUUGAGGAGGGCAUCGGUCCGAUGGGCAUCGGCUAUAUCAAACUUAAGUCUGGGGGUUUUCUGGAUAGGCAUUUCAAGUUUCAGCCCUAUACCGAACGCAAAUGCUACAAGGCUUACGUGAAGGAGAUGAAGCGAGCAGCAGCUGAAGCAACUUUGUCCACACAAGACACAGGAGGUCCCUCUCAACAGGCGGCCGACGAGAUUGCCGACCCAAUCGAGCAUACUCCAGGAGACGAGGAAGAGCCAGCCCAACUUCAGUCCCAUCAUGGCAUUCCCGACGCCCUAUUCGAGCAGGCGCCUAAGUGGUUCGUCGAGCAUCAGAAACGGCAAGAUGAGUAUCAGACUCGACAGGAGGAGUACCUGCGAACCAUCCAUGCCGAGGUUAGUUCGCACAAUGCUCGGUUGGAGGCCUACAUCGCGAAAAAUGACAAACGUUGGGACCAAUGGGAAGAGACGCAUGAAACACACGAGGCCCGUUGGGACCAUUGGGAACAGAAGCAAUAUGCCCAAUGGAAUCAGUGGAAUGAUUAG